AUGGCAAUGCAGACAGACACUUCGGAACCCGACCUGCUUGCGGAAGUGGACAGCUUCGUGGUAUGCGAUGUGACCGGGCACGGAUCACCAGUUCGCUACGCUAGCAAAGGGUUCCAGGAGCUGUACGGCUAUAGCAUGGCCGAGUGCCUGGGACAGCCGUGUGAAGCGCUCUUGGAGGGCGCUUGGGCUUCGGCUCAAGGGCGGAGUGCGCUUGCCAAGGUGGCCAUCUCCCUCGGCGUGUCAGGAGAAGAGGCGACGCGGAGUGUGCAGCUCCUCUCGCUUCAAGUCCGCAGGCUCGCUCAGAAGGCUUCCGUGCCUUUCGUGAUGGAGCAUCCCAUGCUGAGCAUCGGCUGCAGGAAGUCUGGCGAGUUGUUCGUGUCGGCCGUCCGCACGAUUCACCAGACGCACCCGGAGCUGGGAUGGACCUACCAGGCGAGCCUGCAGCAGGAUGUGACCAAAGAUGUCUCGGUGGCAGACGUGCUGCUCGCCGCGACGAAGGGAGAGGAAGAUCUGGCACGCCUUCAGUCGCAGCGCUU
Molecule: messenger RNA, 536 nt
Organism: Symbiodinium sp. CCMP2456
Lineage: Eukaryota; Dinophyceae; Suessiales; Symbiodiniaceae
Source: the annotation of a GenBank genome assembly